Messenger RNA from Phytomonas sp. EM1, 783 nucleotides. The record is from the annotation of a GenBank genome assembly. Lineage: Eukaryota; Euglenozoa; Kinetoplastea; Trypanosomatida; Trypanosomatidae.
AUGACAGAAAUAAUCAAGUGGCAAAACAGUGCUAUUCAAGAUGAAAUCGUCCCCAAGCGAAGCACCGCUGAGUUUCAGCUACCUGACAACCUGCACGACCUGGUUUUUAUGGCGAAGCUUACUGAGGAAGCUGAGCGUUACGAUGAGAUGGUGCUGUGCAUGCGCAAGGUGGUGAAGCUAAACAACGAGCUGGACACAGAACAGCGCAAUCUGCUGUCGGUCGCAUACAAAGAUGUGAUCGGGCCCCGCCGCAACGCCUGGCGUGUGAUUUCCUCGAUCGAAAGUCGCGAAUUGGCUAACGAAGAUAGCGAAAACACAGCCCUCAUUGCAAACCUCCGAAGGCAAUUCGCACUCGAGUUGGCCGCUGUGUGUGACGACUUGCUCGGUCUUCUCGACACCUACUUGAUUCCCGCUGCACAAGGUGGUGAGGCAAAAGUAUUUUAUCUUAAAAUGAAAGGCGACUACCAUCGCUACUAUGCUGAGAUAUCAUCUGACGAGUCGCAGCGUAAUGCAGCUCUUGAAGCCUAUAAGAAGGCGACGGAGGUGGCGAACUCCUCCCUCUCUCCUACGCAUCCCAUCCGCCUUGGGCUUGCUCUGAACUUCUCCGUUUUCUACUAUGAGAUCAUGAAGGAACAUGAGAAAGGGUUUCAGCUCGCCCGCCAGGCCUACGAUGAGGCCGUGACGGAAGUGGAGGUACUUGACGAGGAGGCAUAUCGUGAGUCGACACUGAUCGUACGCCUUCUUCGCGACAACCUAAACCUUUGGACAGAUGAGCAGCCCUAA